GAAAGAUAAAAUGUUGUAAAGACUGAAGAACAGACAUGUGAUGAUCAUCAACAGUCCUCAGCUGCUCCAGACAAACAUCGCAGAUCAUCAGAUCACACAGACAGUGAGAGAAUGUGUGAAUCUGUCUGAUCCAGGACCUCAUGUGAUCGUUCUGCUCCUCAGACAUGAGCAGUGUUCAACAGAAGAUAAAGAGUGUGUGGAGAAGAUGCUGCACUCUUUCUCUGAGCGGGUGUUUCAACACACCAUGGUCCUCACACCACAAGAGCCCACCGAAACCAAUGAAAUCCUACAGAAUAUUAUUCAGAAAUGUGCAAACAGAUACUUAUGUCUUCAGAGAAUCAGCUCUCCUGAUGAUUUUCUGCUGAUAUUUGAGAACAUUUUACAAAUGAAUGAUGGACAGCACCUGGUUUGUUCCGAAGGUUCACAGUAUUUGUCAGUGGAGCAACAGGCCACAGGAACAUGUGUAAAGAAAGGGGGGAGAGAAAGAUAUGAAAAUGUGAAGGAGGAGGUCAAGAAAAUGUGCACUGAAACAGAUCAUUCAGUUCAGAAAGAAAACAAGGAUGUUGGUACAGCAGAAGUCAAAUCUGAUCAAGAUAAAAUACAUCAUCUAUUUCACAAACUUAGUCUUGAAGGCAGGCGCCACAAUAAAUUGAGAGCUGCAGAUGUUCUUCAGAUAACUGAACAUUCAUUACAGUCUCAUGAGUCUUGUGUUGAAGAGGAGCUGGUUCAGACUUUCCUACAAAAAAUACUGAUGAUGGACUACAGAGCAAGAUACAUCAGUGUUAAAGAGACAAAUGAACAGGAUCAACAAAGAGAUGCUGACUCGUCUGAAGAUGAGGGUGAUUUUUUUGAAUAUGUUCUUCACAACACUUCUUUGUCAAGCACAGUAACAAGUCAAUCUGAGCGAAUUCACCCGAUGGAUGUUCAGAUGGCCGUGUUUCAUUGUGCUGAUGGUUUCUUGAAGCAGCUGAUGGUGACUAAACUGUCCCAGUGUCAGUAUGCUCUGCCUUUGCUUGUUCCUGAUCACUUCACACAACAGAUUGAGUUUCCUCUCUGGACAUUCAGACAAAUCAACAAGAGCUGGAAGAUGAGAAACAAUGAUAAUGAGAUCAUCAGUCAAACCCAGCCGAUCUACAAUACACAAACUCCAAUGGUGUUUUUCUUCAGGUUUGGUUCUGUGUCUUCAUCCAAGUCUCAGCUGAUGAACAGUCUGAUCAAUGAGAAACACAACACGUUCUUCCACAGGAACUGCCCAGGCAGCAGCAGAAACAGGGUCCUGAUGGAUGGAGUGGUGGAGAUUGCCUGGUUCUGCCCCUCUGGGAAAAACACAGAUAAAUUCACUGACUGUGUUGCCUUCUGUAAUCUACACGGUGAUGCAGGAGACCAUGAGAAACAGCUGCAGAUCCUCACUGAAAUGGCCUCAGUCAAUGUUGUUCUUUUGCCACAACUGGACAAGAAUGACAGAAGUGCAGCAAUGAUGAAUAACCUGUUUGGAAACAAAAAGCCACUCAUUUGUCUUCUUACUGAGGAUCAAUCAACUGUAAUGAAGAUGAAGAAAAGAAAAUUCAAAAUCGGUCUGAAAUACAGAAAUCAGUCGGAUGUAUCUAAAGAACUCAUAAAAACUAUAAAUGAUUGUCUCUCGGAAUCAUCUUUCACUUUCAGACUUGAAGAUGUGUCUCAACACUCAGAUAUCAGAGUAGAUGAGGAAGAUGAUGAUGACUGCAGGAGAGGAAGAGCAGCAGCACAGCAGAUUAUGAAUUCACUGAAGAAGAAACAUCUGACAGAAAUCAAAGAAUCAUUUAUGCCUCAUCAGGGAAAACUGUGGCAUCAGUGGAGUCAGAAGAACAAAGAACUACAUCGACCUCGAGUAGAAGAGAAAGACAUAGACAUCAGUAGAAAACAAUCAGAAAUGAAGAAAAUCCGUGAACAACAGCAUGAAUCUGAUAUAAGUGAGUUUGUGAAGCUGUUCAUUAAAGAAAUGAACACAGAUGCUGAACAUGAAAAGAUGUUUUUCAUUAAAUGGCUCAGAAUCCUGUUGGAUGAACAUAUAUCAAGUGACCUUUCUGCUCUUCUUCACAAAUAUGAUGAAACAUGGUCAGCAGUUUUGAAACUGAAAGACGGCAGUAAUAAAUCUGAACAACAUAAAGCUAAACAAAAUGAACUUGAGAAGAUAUCUGAGGAGCUUCAAGCUGCAACCUUUGGUGUGGAGCACAUCAUGAGGGAGAUCGGUCAGAUCUAUGAAUCAUGUUCAUCUGUGAAGAAGAACAAGAAAGACCUGAAGAUUCACUUCUCUUCUCUCUCGAGUCUUGCAGCAGAGAUGAUGAUCUCUGGAUUUCCACUGGAGCUGAUGGAUGGAGAUGCAGCUCAUGUUCCUCUGAUCUGGAUCUCUGCUGUUCUAGAUCAACUCAUCCAGAAACUGGGAGACCAGAGUGUCUUUGUGCUGUCAGUUUUAGGGAUUCAGAGCUCUGGGAAAUCCACCAUGCUAAAUGCCAUGUUUGGACUCCAGUUUGCCGUCAGUGCUGGCAGAACAACCAGAGGAGCUUUCAUGCAGCUGGUCAGAGUCUCAGACGAGAUGAAAACACAGAUGAAUGUUGACUAUAUUCUGGUUGUUGAUACUGAGGGUCUUGGAGCUCUAGAACUGGCUGGAAGAUCUACAAGAGAUCAUGACAAUGAAUUGGCCACAUUUGUUGUUGGAAUUGGAAAUCUGACCUUGAUCAACAUUUUUGGAGAAAACCCAUCUGAGAUGCAGGACAUUCUUCAAAUCGUUGCUCAGGCCUUCAUCAGGAUGAAAAAGGUCAGACUGAAUCCCAGCUGUGUGUUUGUGCAUCAGAACGUUUCAGACGUCACCGCUGGAGAGAAAAACAUGGAGGGAAGGAGGCGACUGCAGGAGACACUGGAUGAGAUGACAAAACUUGCUGCUGAAGAUGAAGUCUGGGAUGCAGGAUGUUUCAAUGAUGUCAUUGAAUUUGAUGUUCAGAAUGAUGUGAAGUAUUUUGCUCAGCUCUGGGAGGGCAGCCCACCAAUGGCACCACCAAACCCAAACUACUGUGAGAACAUUCAGGAAUUAAAGGAAUAUAUUAUGUCUCAUGCCUCACAGGGUGUGACAUUGACACACCUAAAAGUGCAAAUUGAAGAUCUCUGGGAGGCUUUACUGAAUGAACAAUUUGUCUUCUUCUUCCGAAAUUCUCUGGAGAUUUCAGCCUACAGGAAACUGGAGACCGAAUAUAACAAAUGGUCCUGCAUUCUUCACAGUGCCAUGAUUGAAACUGAGAAAAAACUGCACUAUCAAAAAGAAAAUGAAAAUAUUCAUGAGAUUAAGGAGACUGAUCUUCAAAGAGAACUGAAGAAGACAAGUGAAGAAGUGAAAAAAUCAAUGUCAGAAUUCUUUGAGAAAGACAAAGAUGCAAAUAUACUAAUUCAGUGGAAAACAUCAUUUGAAAUCAAAAUCAAAGAACUUAAGGAAAACAUAGUGAGAGAAACAAAGAGGAAAUUAAAUGAGAUUCUUCAGGAGCGAGACCUGAAGAAAAAGAUUGAUGCUCAGAUCUUGAUUCACAGAAAAAAAUAGCAAAACUUAUCUAAAGAUGGUUAUUAAGAAAUUCUGAAGAAAGAGUUUAAUUCCUUAUGGGAACAGUAUAUCAAGUCAAGUCGUCUUUAUUUAUGUAGCGCUUUAUACCAGACAGAUUGUGUCAAAGCGGCUUUGCCGUUUUAACAGGAAAAUUGUGUCAAUAAAUGCAAACAAAAUUCAAAUCUGCUGUAAAGCAGCUCUAAAACAAGGACAAUAGUAA
Sinocyclocheilus anshuiensis is the source of this 3785-nucleotide messenger RNA. Its product is annotated as interferon-induced very large GTPase 1-like. The record is from RefSeq and is a predicted model, not a curated record. Gene Ontology annotation, molecular function: GTP binding. Bases 41 to 3565 code for a protein of 1174 amino acids. The transcript has 3 exons. NCBI's taxonomy places the organism in Eukaryota, Metazoa, Chordata, Actinopteri, Cypriniformes, Cyprinidae.